ACAUUUGGACAACCACGAGCAAGAGCAACUAACGGGUGGGCCCACCCGGAAGCGACUUGCACAAGUCGCCAGCCGGGCCACCCCCUUCGCCUACCUCCCCUGCCGGCGCUCAGAUCCGCCGCCCCGCAGCACCCUCCCGCGCCGGCAGCAACCACGACAGACAAGCAGCCCGGCGCGCGGCUAGCUCACACCCUUCGCACCAUGCCGGGUCUGGUCGCCUACUCGGGCCUCGGUCUAGGCCUCCUGGCCCUCGCCGCGCUCGAGUCACUGCCCCUCCGCGUCCCGCCGCUCCGGUCCCUCCCACGCCGCCUCACCACGCCGCUGCACCUCCGCCAUCUCCUCGCCGCGGCCGUCUCCGCGCUCUGCCUCAUCUCCGCUCUCGUCUCCGCGCACCACCUCUCGCUCCCCACGCUCGCCGCCUCGGCCCUCUUCCUCCUCUAUUCCCUCGCACCCUUCGCGCCGCUCGCGGCGCCGCUGCCCUCCCCCCUCCUCGAUCUCCUCCUCGCCGCCGCCUUCGCGCAGGAGCUGCUUCUCUUCGCGCACCGCCGCCCCUCCACCGCGGCUGGGAUCGAGAACCGGUACUUCGACCUGCUCCUCGUCCCCAUUGCGCUCUGCCUCGGCGCCACGCUGCUCGCCGCGCACCGGCCAGGGGAGCCCGCGCCGCGGAUCGCCCGCGCGGCGGGCCUGGCGCUGCAGGGUACGUGGAUGCUGCAGAUGGGCUUCUCCUUCUUCACCAGCGCCAUCGCGCAGGGCUGUGCGCUCCACGCCGCCAGCCGCGCUGACUACACCAUUAAGUGCCGCACCCACGAGGAUUACCACCGCGCGCGGUCCGUCGCCACGCUGCAGUUCAACGGACACCUCGCACUGCUUGUGAUCGCCGGCGCGGCCGCUUACGCAGCAGUCCUAUCCAGGUCAAACCGACCUCCGAGCGGGUACAGUGCUCUGGACAAGGAGGUCCAGAUGGAGGGGAUGCCGAUGAUGUCACAGUUCACACUGGAUUCGGAUGAGGAGAAGGAAGAGGAAGUGAUCACCUCUACAGCAGCUCCAGUGGCAAAUGGCGGGGAGUCCCAUGACGAGAUCCCACUGCACGAACCAGGUUCCAAGUGACGGAGAUGAAAUCUGGGCUGUUCUUCUGUCGAUUAGCCAAGUGGAGGAGGGUGUCGACAGAGCUGGCACACUGGGGCUUCAUGUUUGUGUGUUUUGGUACAUCAUUUUAAUAUGGGUUUCACUUUCUGAUAUUUGGUUAAUAUGUGGAAAGAAAUCUUGCUUAGUUUGAUCUGCAUAGAGUUUAUAUCUGUGAAAUAUUGUAAUUUGUUGGGUUCAGAACUUCAGAUAGAUCUUUCAGAAAUAAAGUUAACACACUUGGAGAUCA
This is a messenger RNA of Zea mays, 1372 nucleotides long. RefSeq names its product TMV response-related protein. Bases 202 to 1107 code for a protein of 301 amino acids. The record is from RefSeq and is marked validated. NCBI's taxonomy places the organism in Eukaryota, Viridiplantae, Streptophyta, Magnoliopsida, Poales, Poaceae. The transcript has a single exon.